UGGAUUUCUUUCUUCGCGGAAAGAAAUGUACAAACUGUAAACAACCUAUCGGGACAGUACCGAAAGGCAUAGGAAUUUGAUUUUAUUUUGAAGUGUAUUUAUAAUACUACAUUACUCAAUAUUUACCGGAAACGUAAUGGGAAAUAUUUUCAUGUAAACCCACUAUAGGAUUGUAUGUGCAGACUUACUGUAUAUCAGAACUGAAGAGCAGGCAGAGGGAUUAAUUUACGGACACCAUUAUGUAGCUCGGACUAGAAUGGCUCCUUUAGUAAGGGGAAAGGAGCUGCCUUCUUUCUUCUUUCUUAAUUUAUUAAUUUGAAGUUUGUUUAAGAACACCACAAAGGAUAAUAAAAAUGGCAACUGGAGCUAGUAGUAAUGAUCGUGAAGCACAGAGGGAACAAGCAAGACUGGCCAGGCUUGAGGCGUGCCACCAGCAGAAGAAGGAGGGACAGAUCCAACAGCCUCUCUUUGGCAUUCCGGUCAAGAUCGUACGAGAAGAUUCCACUACACAACAGAUCAAAAACGUUCUGGGAGACUAUGACUUUGUGCAGCAGACGUUACACUCGCGAGAGGCCAAAAAUCUGAUAGGUGUGCAGAGCAUGCCCGCGACACCAGUGGCCACAAAACCUCCAAGUAACUUAUUCCCACCGCCUCAGCAAGUGCAGCAACUGGCAGGCAAAAAUGGCGUGCGAUUACGCGACGAAGAAAGACGCGAUGUGAAAGAAAAUGGGACAAAAUUUGGUGGAACCAAGUGUUCCCAUCAUCCAUCUGGAUGGCAGGGAGGCGGGGAUUCUAGGAGUCAUCAUCAAGAGGACCGCAAGUCAUCGUCCCAGUCUAAAGAACCAGUCACUGACAAUUCAUCAGCCACAAAGCACCAUGUGAGUAGCAGUAGUAAUAAUCACCACAGGGAACGGGACGGCAAGCAUCAUAGAAAACGUCCUCGUUCCACCAGCGACUCCUCCUCUAAGUCACCAAAACGGACUCAAAGGUCUUCUCAAUCUGAAACUGCUGUUGCCAAUGCCUUCACUUCACCAACUUUGUCUUCAAAAAACCGCAAACAUGGUCGUUCUGCCACUGGAACCCAGGAGAAAAGCAGAGCACCCAGGGAAGAGUCGGGGAAACCUGCGGAAGAUCCGACAGUUCAAAAAGCAGACGUCCCCUUAGUGAAUGGAACUGUGCGGAACAAGGCUCACUUGAAGCUGAUAAUGCCUAAUGUGGACAAGCCAAAGGACCCUCAUCCAAAGAUAGAAGAUGUCCUUCAGGAAAUGAUUGUGCAACCACCACUUACUGGCCUUGCAACUCCAAGGAAAGAGGAGUCCUCACACUUCUGUUUUCCUGGCUCUAGACCUCCUGAGGAGGCCCUGGCAAAUAUAAGGAGGAACAGCACGGUCUUGUCACGUAAAGGUAGCAUAUCAACAACAGAGCGGCGGCGGAGACUUAGCACGGCACCAGGCAAUGUGGAGGAUGACCUGGUGCUGUCAGAAUCGGAUAACGAGGGUGAUGAACAGGUCAAGGUCAAGGUGCGGGCAGCCACAGUUGGCCACAAAGACAGUGCAAAUCUUGUGCGUUCCGACUCCUCCAGUGACAGUGACUCUGAGAGCAGCUCUGAGGAGUCUGGCAGUGAAAGUAGUGAUGGGGAGGAGGAGAAGGUACCCAAACCAGGGCCAGAAAACAAUAAGGCCAAGGAGGAAGAGGAGGAAGCACCUGCUGUGCCUCUGCCUCAGCAAGCACAGGGGGGCUGGAGUCUGCUCAACUUUAUCAAGAAAGACAAGCCAGAGAAAGCGCCAGCCGAUCCGCUGGAAGAGAAGUUGGAAUUCCUUCGUGACAAUAAUGUCAAUAGUAUAGAAAAGGACAUUGGCGCGGACACUCUGCUGACCUCUGACCUUGACCCCGUGGACAGCGAGAUGGUGACUGCGCACAUGGACCGCAGCAAUGAGGCUCUGUUUGAGGAGCUGGACCAGAUGGUGGACAGGGUGGCUCGAAGGAGCAAAGAAUUUGAAAGAGCUGAUCUGAAAUUCAAUGAUGACAUCUUUGAUGAUGAGGGUGAAGAUGAAACCGAUUCACAUGCAGUUAAGGAAGAAAAGAUCUUGCCCGCUUCAGCAAAAAUUGUUCAUGGGUCUCCAAAACAUACACCCAGCCAAAAUGGGGUGCAAUUGUCUUCGUCUCCCAACAGGACUGGUAACGUGUCCAAAAUGGAACCGCCAAAAAUUGUCAUCAAAACUGAUCCUGCCUCACCUUUGGAUGUUAAGAUGGAUUUCUUAUCUCCCAUUGUGAAGAAUGAUCUGCUGUCUCCGCUCCCUGCUGAGACCCCUGUCUACAAGUCCAAAAUCCAUUUUCCGUCAGCCACAACAGUCGAUGAAAAAUCCAAAGAGGCCCUUAAGCUGAAGCUGAAGUUUGACUCUGUGUCUUCUGAUAAACCCAAACAUGGUAGAACGGGAGAUCAGCAAGCUGUGACAGGGAAGUCUGUCCAGUCAGAGUUGAAAUCUCCAGUUGAAUCAACAGACAGUGAGGAUGCCAGUGAAAAAAGCAAAGGAGGAAAAACGGGCAAGAAAUUGAAAGGUGCUCGUCGUAUGACAGUGGAUCUCGUGAGAAUUGAUGAUGAUGUGAAGGAUUCUGGGAAUGUACAAAAGAAUGGAGCCCCCACCAAGGAAAGCAGCAAAACCUCUGAUUCUAAAUCACAAAAGGAAAAGACACCAAAGUCUAGUAACAAUGGGACUUCAAAAGGGGAAAGAAAGAGCAGGAAGAAAAUCAAAUCCAAAGAAUUAUUGGACACAGACGACAGUUCAGAGUCUGAGGAAGAUAUGAUUGUAGACAUCGAGGGUGAUUUGUCACCACAGAAAAUGAAUGGAGAAUUCAAAAAGAAAACCAAGGAUGUUGUGACAAAACUGAAUGGGGAUAAUGGUUUAGCUUGUGUUAUACCCGAGUCCAAAACGCUCUUGCCCCCCAUGUUGUUAUCACCACUGCCAUGCUCAAAGGACCCUGCUGGAACAAACAAGGGCAGCAGAGCAGAUGACAAAAGUGCAACGCACGUUCUAGUCAGGUUAAAUCUCAGUUUGUUGGAGCAACUUCGUAAAAAGAGAGAAGAAGCAAAGCAAAAAGAAAAGGAAAAGGCAGAAAUGAAAAUGAAACAAGAGAAGGAGAAUAAAGAGCGAGCAAAGGAGAAACGAAGACAAGAAAAGGAGAAAAAUCGUGAGAGAAAGAAUAAAGAGAAAAGAGCAAAGGAGAAGUCGGUGACAGAAAAAUCUGUGUCAACAAUGCCAUUAAAACAGGAAAUUAUGAUGAAUCUUUUUCCAGAUGAGAGGACAAAUGGAUCAAAAGGGUCACCAGAAGGGAAAGAGUCCCCUCUUGGCAGCAUGGAAAUGUUACCAGCGCCACCUAUGUCUCCUCUUGAAAGACUAACAGUACCCACCAAAGAUGAGACCUCGCGUGAUAGGACAGAAACGUAUGCAAUGCCCUCUAGUGGCAAAGUGUCUUCUCCCUUGAAAGGGGGUAAUGGCGAAAACAUUCACAAAUCUCCAAACAGGACAGAGUCUCCGAGUGAAAUAGUUCCUAAUGUGCCAGUAAGUGUCAAAGUUGAAGAGAAUUCCAGUGAUCAAAAAGUAGUGCCAGAGUUAUCAGAGAUUUCUGAAAAGACGUCUUGUACAGGGAUUAAGAGUGAACGAAUUCAAGCCACUGAUGUGGCAAAUGAUGUGCAGAGGAUGGGGAGAUUCAUAACCCAGUUGAGGAGAAACAACCAGAAACAGACACUGAGGUCCAUGACAUGGAUAUUGAAAAAAGUGAAGAUGAAACAAAAUCUGAAUUUGAAAAAGACAGUGAUAUUAAGGACAAAAGGACUAAGGAUGCUAAUAUUAUAUCCAAAAUUAUAGGGGGGAGUAACGUACCUUCUAUUAAGAUCCCCAAACGUAAGAGAGAGGCAGAUGACAAAUUUGAUCAUAAACGGCACAGACAAGAGCGGAGC
This is a messenger RNA of Lingula anatina, 3958 nucleotides long. RefSeq lists its product as uncharacterized. The record is from RefSeq and is a predicted model, not a curated record. Lineage: Eukaryota; Metazoa; Brachiopoda; Lingulata; Lingulida; Lingulidae. Gene Ontology annotation, biological process: regulation of gene expression. Gene Ontology annotation, cellular component: nucleus; super elongation complex.